This is a messenger RNA of Ctenopharyngodon idella (grass carp), 6232 nucleotides long. It is a transcript of the gene sgpp1a, whose product is annotated as sphingosine-1-phosphate phosphatase 1a. Gene Ontology annotation, molecular function: sphingosine-1-phosphate phosphatase activity. Gene Ontology annotation, cellular component: endoplasmic reticulum membrane. The transcript is spliced from 3 exons. Lineage: Eukaryota; Metazoa; Chordata; Actinopteri; Cypriniformes; Xenocyprididae. Gene Ontology annotation, biological process: phospholipid dephosphorylation; sphingosine metabolic process. The record is from RefSeq and is a predicted model, not a curated record. Bases 420 to 1772 code for a protein of 450 amino acids.
AUUCGGACUCAUCGUUCCUGACUAAGUGCUGAGCCCCGCCCAUUUUCAGAUCCUCCUGUAUCAUGCUAGUUAUUAUAAUUUAUUAGUGAAUAAAUAUUGUCUGCAGACCAUAACUGAGAAUGACCGGGACCUACUGUGCGUCAUUACUAGCGCGCGUCUCCGCCUUCAACUACGUACAUCUGUCGCGGUGUCGCCCUCCCUGCUUAAUAACGGACGGGUACUUCCUAGCUCCUAGUCAAAUAGCCACUCUAUUUUACUAAUGUGUCUUAUGGUUUGAAGACUCGAGGAUUGUAUAGCUAUGCGACGUACAAUAUAAUCUGCCAUUGUUUAGCACAGCUUUUGCACGCGCUUGUGUUUACAGCAUCACACGAGCAGCGCGUGUGAUAUUGAUUCAGUAUUAGAGCUCUUUCGGUUUCACCAUGGCAAGCAAGGCGCUCCACAAAUUCGUUUGCCUUUGUCGAUACCUACAGGAUCCCUGCCAUGUCGCCAGAUUCCAGCAGUUUUGCGGCGUCCGCGGGACGUUUCCUAAAAAAACCGCCGAGGCUGACGACAGUGACGCGAAGCUUGGGGUCAACGGUGCUUGCGUGGGGCAAUGUCAGGAAGACCGCGCGGCUAGUGGGGAUUCAGCACACGGACUCGCGGGCCAAAGGCUGAGAAAAAGUUUAAAUGCCGCUGGAAAUGAUGAACAGGACGAAAGUCCCGCUGAUUUUCUCAGCGGACCUUCGGGGCGAGAGGCAGAGAGAGACUCCAAAGGCAGAGUGAAGCCUUUACGCAGGAACUCAUUGACUGGUGAGGUUGGCCAGGAGUUCAUAAUCGAGAACAAGUUUCUCUUCUAUCUCUUCACCAUUGGUACCGAGCUGGGCAAUGAGAUGUUUUUCAUCGUGUUCUUCCCUUUCUUGAUGUGGAACGUCGACCCCUAUGUGAGCCGGCAGCUCAUCGUGGUGUGGGCUUGGGUGCUGUUCUUCGGCCAGUCCACUAAAGAUCUGAUCCGGUGGACCCGUCCUGCCUCUCCUCCUGUGAUUAAAGUGGAGGUGUUCUACAACACGGAGUACAGCAUGCCCUCCACACAUGCCAUGACCGGCACCGCGAUGCCCUUCUGUCUGUUCAUGCUCACAUGCAGCCGCUGGGAGUACCCGUUCAUGAUUGGACUGAGCGCAGCUCUGUUCUGGAGUGUCCUCGUGUGCAUCAGCAGGGUUUAUAUGGGAAUGCACUCUGUCCUGGAGGUGAUCACAGGCUUCCUCUACAGUGUGCUCAUCCUGGCGGUCCUUCACCCCAUGCUGGCUGACAUCGACAUGUUCUACCUGUCCCACAGCUACGCCCCUCUGGUCGUCCUGCUUGUGCACGUGGGCUUCAGCUUAGUGGCCUUCUCGCUGGACUCAUGGAGCACCUCCCGCGGUGACACGGCCCAGGCUUUAGCCACAGCUGCCGGAGCCGCGUUGGCAUGCCAUCUGAACCACCAACUGGGUCUGCAGCCAGAUCCUCCUGAAGAAGCUCUACCACUCACCCUGCCACUGAUCGACGGGGCCCUAUUGACCCGCUCAAUCAUGCGGCUCCUGGUGGGAGUGGCGGUGCUUCUGGCCGUCAGGGCUGCCAUGAAGGUGGUGGCGAUCCCGUUGGCGUGCAAGAUCUUCGGCGUGCCUUCAGAUGACGUGAGGAAGGCUAGACAACACGCACAAGUGGAACUCGCAUAUCGGUUUAUUGUCUACGGCACAGUGGCCUUUUGCUGCGCAUUCCUAGUCCCAUUUCUCUUUAGCUUCCUUGGCUUAUCCUGAAGAAAAUCCUGUUAUUUUCCUUUUUUUUUUUUAUCCUAGCUAAAACCUAUACAUUACCUGGACUAGUCAGGGUCCACAGUUGUAGUCAAAACUGACAAACUUGGAUAAGCCGCUUGGGUGCAAACAUGUAUGAUGUUCAUGAUGUUGAUAAUUUCACUAGCUCCAUUUCCAUGCUAAUUUGUUUGUUAGUAGAUUUUAUUAAUCUGAUAAAUUUAAGCAGGGUUUUUAGGCACAUUUGUUGCCAUCUGUGGGAGAUCAGUCCGCUGUUUUUCAUGAAAGCGAGUGCAUGUGAUCAUCAGAGCAAAUUGUACUGUUCAAAGCUCAGUGAUGUUUAAAGCCAUUCUCAGAAAGUUCUCAAAUGUUUCCUGCAUUUGUCUUCAGUGGUUUCUCCUCAGCAGACUGACACCCACCCAUCCUGAACCCAAUACGCAGGAAUGUUUCUCGCUAUAUACAGACUUUGUCUCAAGUUUAUAGUCCUUUCCAUCUGUUUUCAGUCUUCGGAAAUGAACUAACCUGAGCGACCACCCUUGUCAGACAUUUGUAUCCAUGGUUUUCCCUCAAGGGCUCACUCUCAUAACAAUUUGUAAUUUUUCAUUUAUCCCAGGGCUUGUUUCUUCUCCUGUGAAGAAAUGCUGUGGCUCCAAUGGUUCAUUCAACGGUUCAGGAAAGACACUCCAAAUUCUGAGAGCUGUAGAAAGUUCUGUUCUUAUCUAAAAACGGGUUGAACUCAGGCCUCACAAUAAGCGGUAAUGCAUUGAGAGAAUGAGGGUAGGGAACUUCCUGUCAGUAUGAAUGCUGUAUACAUGAACUUCCUGUGGAUGUGUUGCUCUGAAACCCAAGCCUGGAAAAGACCGCUCUGAAUAUGAAUGCCACAUAUCUUUCUUAACAUUCUGCCAUUGUCAAUAUAUUAUCUAUACACGUCUGAUAUGUUUUUAAGUAUUACUACAGAGAGUAAGAUUAUUUACGCAGUGAGUGAAUAGCUAUGUACUCUCAAGCAAAUUGUACUAUUUUAAUUUAAACAAAUAAUUACAAGUAGACUUUUGUAACAUUUCUGUUGUUGUUUUUCAUUUUUCUUCCAGUUCUGCAUAAAGGGAUAGUUCACCCAAACAUGAAAAUACAUGUAAUGAUUUAUUCACUGUCAAACCUGUAAAACGUUGUCUUCUGUGGAACAUAGUCCAGUUUUUGGACCUCAUUGAAAAAAAAAAAAAAAACCUGGAUCCCAUUCACUUUAAUUUUAUGUUUAAAUAUAUAUUUAUACAUAUUUCAUUUUUGACUGAACGUGUCCCUUUUUACAUCUGUCAGAUUGUGCUGCAGAUGUUCUGCAUGUCUCCGUUUGACUUCUUUAAAGGUUAGUUCACACAAAAAUGAAAAUUCUGUCAUUAAUUACUCACCCUCAUGUUGUUCCACACCAGUAAGACAUUCGUUCAUCUUCGGAACACAAAUUAAGAUAUUUUUGAUAAAAUCCGAUGGCUCAGUGAGGCCUGCAUUGCCAGCAAGACAAUUAACACUUUCAAUGCCCAGAAAGCUAAAGACGUAGGGUGAAUUCAGGUUGAUUGGGACACUUUUUCCCAGUCAUCUCAAUAACAAAAAGUGUCCCAAUCAACCUGAAUUCACCCUAUAUAAAAGUUCAUGUGACUACAGUCAAAGUCCCUUUAAGACAAGUCGGCGGCCAUCUUUGAAACGCCUCUCAGCUCCUAUCUCUUUAAAUGUGGAAACAUCAUAUUCUUCAAAGCUGUUUGCCAAGCUUGAAUUAAAUUAAAUCACCAAUGAAAUUUGACAACAACUGUCUCAUAAAUUUUGUUUCUAAACGCUCAAAUCAUGACAAAAAAAAAAAAAAAAAGGUAUUCUUCAGGCUGGAUCGAGCUAAUGCGCAUGCGCAGUCUCUUGUGCCUCAUUUCGGAGGCGCACGUCUGACUGUUUCUAUAAGACCUUAUGUAGCCCCGCCCCUUUUCAGCGUUGCGCUCGUUGUCUUUUGACUUCCGGUUUGUAUUUCCAUAGCGAUCUUACAUUUAUGAAUGAACUGCUCGUUUUAAAAUCUUCCCGGUCUACUGACAUUUGUUAAGACAUAUGCUUUAAACAUUAAAGCAGAACCAGCUUAACCACUUAACCAGCUAAUUAUUCUUUGACAGCGAUGCCAUAGAAAUGUACAGAGCUACCGCAAAACGGAAGUUCAAAGACAAUUUUAUAAAAGCACAACUGCACAACUUUUAUAUUGUUUUUUAAAUAACAUUAAUAUAUAUAUAAAAAAAAUUGUAGAACUAUUUCUGAACAUUCGUUUGAUCUGUGUACAAAAUAUUAUGUUCAUGUUGGCAUGUAGUUUAUUAUGUACAGUAUUAUGUACAGUAUUUUGUAUGCUAUUAAUCUGUUAUGCUGUAUUUGGAAAAGCACAAUACACUUUUUGUAUUUUGAAUUAAGUCAUAAACAUAUUUCCAGUAUGUUUUAUGUUAUCACAUUUUCCGAUGUUCAACAAAACUUGACUAACAUGCUUUUCGUUCUCUUGAAAAAGUACACACAUGCGCAGUAUCAUCAGCUCAUCGGUUCUCAAAUCGGACAUGUCCAAAAGAAACGGUUCUCGGUUGUGUACUGGUGAUCCGAAAACCGUUGCAACCGAUUCUUGACUCGAGAACGAAAACGGUGACAGGCCAUGGACGUUCGUUCGUGUGCGCCGCACAUGCGCACUCAUAUCUGCUGCUCGUGCUCAUCAUCAUCAGUUCUCUCUUCACAGCAGGUAAAGUCAGUGUACUGUUGGAGUAACUGAAUAACUCCGGGAUGUUGGUUUAUUUCGAGAGGUAGUGUCAGGCACGUCAAAAGUGAGUAACUUUAGUAAUUUGUGGAUUAGUGUUUGCUUACUGAAGAUGCGAACUGUUUGGAACGAUUCAAUCCGAUUUGGUGAACUGGUUCGACCGGUUCACUGAAAAGAACCGGUUAAAAAGAACGAUUCGUUCUCGAACCGGACAUCACUAUGUUAUAGUCUUUGCUACAGUGGUUCAACCUUAAUGUUAUGAAGCGACGAGAAUAAUUUUUGUGCGCCAAAAAAACAAAAUAACGAUUUUAUUCAACAAUAUCUAGUGAUGGCCAAUUUCAAAACACCGCUUCAUGAAGCUUCACGAAUCUUUUGUUUUGAAUCAGUGGCUCGGAGCGCCAAAGUCACGUGAUUUCAGUAAACUUGGCUUUGUUACAUCAUAAGUGUUUCGAAAUGUCACGUAAUGUUCACGUAACUUUGGCAGUUUAAUACGUGAUCUGAAUCACUGAUUUGAAACAAAAGAUUCGUAAAGUUUCGAAGCUUCAUGAAGCAGUGUUUUGAAAUCGGCCAUCACUAGAUAUUGUUGAAAAGUCAUUAUUUUGUUUUUUUUUGGCGCACAAAAAGUAUUCUCGUAGCUUUAUAAUAUUAAGGUUGAACCACUUGAACUGUUUUAAAUGUUUUUAGUACCUUUCUGUGCAUUGAAAGUGUAAAUUGUCUUGAUGGCAAUGGGGGCCCUCACUGAGCCAUCGGAUUUUAUCAAAAAAUAUCUUAGAUGAACGAAGGUCUUACGGGUGUAGAACGACAUGAGGGUGAGUAAUAAAUGACAUAAUUUUUUGGGUGAACUAACCCUUUAAGACAUCCAGGUUGUCCCAUACUGUCAGCAGUUUGGAGAAAAUCGACUGAACUUCCCUGCUUUCUUCACUUCUGCAGUUUUAACCGUUUAAAUAUGAAUGUGGGCAUGGUAACAUGUAUUUUCAGAUUCCAAGUUGUCGUCAGUAUUAACCUAGGUAGUUGAUAUGUUUGUCUGUCAUUGAACUAGUGCCCUGUACUUGCAGUAUAUUUUAUUAGUGUGUUCAGUUUCACAAGAAAAUGUUGUAAAGCCAUAGAGGACAGAUCUCUGAUAUACAUCCAUUGCUCACUGCUCAGAAACCCCAGUGCCUUGCAUCCUUGUUUUCAGGGCAACUUUACCCUCCAACUAGGCACAAGACACCACAGCUGUCUUUCUGUGAACAGUUUGGUAAUGGUGCAAGUGACAGAAAUAUCAUUACACUUCCUUAAUGUUUAUUUGCAAAACUUUUUUUUUUUUUUUUAUGUGCAACUUAUUAUCAGGUUUCUGGUAACACAUUUUAAUGGUCACAAAUUAGUUUGAAACAAUUUAUCUGUGCACCAGUAUAAUUAAAUUAAUGAAAAAGGUGUGCAUAUAUUCAAUUGUGAUCAGUUAUACAUAUAGUAAAUGUGCCAUAACUGAAUGAUAAGCUGUUUUCAACAGUCAUUUUACAGUGCACUGAGCUGAAGUGGGUAUCAAAGAUGGCUAGAUGAUACAAGGAAAUGCAUUAUGAAUGAAGCAGGUACACCCUACCUGUACUGAGCUUUGAGCCCGUUCACGGUCAUCUAAACUCACAAAUGUACUGUAUCUGUAAUCUAUGGCUACUUGUCUGCAAUGCUCUUACCAUUUUCUGUAUUGGCAGUGAAUAGAAACUAGUAUAAAUUAACACUG